CCACUUAUUUCUAUAUUUCCUUUGUGAACAAAUGGUGUCUGUUGAAGAUUCCAGUUCAAGCAUUGCUCGAAACUGUUGCAACCCAGUUUCGGCUUCGGUCACCACACUCGAUCGACACACCACUGACCGUUCCAUGCGGACGAUACGCUCCAAUUUCUACCAAAAUGACAACAGUGGAUGCUGCUUGACUGAAAGGUACGGGUUUGUCCCCGAAAACCUCGCCGAAUCCGUAGUCGACCUGCGCCUCGGCCAACUGGCUUCCAAAACCAACUCCAAAUCUGUUAAGUCCGACUCAGAAAACGAGGGCUUUUUGGACAUUUCUCAAGCUUUCAGCGAUUUCUCCUCUUGCAGCAGCGAUAUCUCCGGCGAGUUGCAGCGGCUGGCCACCCUGCCUUCACCCGGAACCACCUUGGGGAAUGAAAGUACCAAUGGAGCUGAGUGUGAGCCGGAGCCGGAGCCGUGCCAUGGAUUUCUGCUGAGAGAGAAUUUCUCGACGGAAAUUAUCGAGAGUAUUUCACCAGAAGAUCUUCAACCGACAAUCAAGAUCUGCGUCGAUGGCCUCCAGUCACCGUCCAUUGCUGUGAAGCGAUCAGCUGCGGCGAAGCUCAGACUGCUAGCCAAGAAUCGCGUGGAUAACCGUGAGUUAAUCGGAGAAUCCGGAGCGAUUCCUGCUCUAGUCCCGCUCCUUCGGAACAGCGAUCCUUGGACUCAAGAGCACGCGGUGACUGCAUUACUAAAUUUGUCGCUUUUCGAAGCUAACAAAGCCCGAAUUAUAAACGCCGGAGCUAUAAAAUCGUUAGUGUAUGUUCUCAAGACAGGAACCGAAACCUCCAAGCAAAACGCGGCGUGCGCACUUAUGAGCAUAGCUUUGAUCGACGAAAACAAGACUUCAAUCGGAGCAUGCGGGGCGAUACCACCUCUAGUAUCCCUUCUUAUCAACGGAUCCAACAGAGGCAAGAAAGAUGCACUAACAACCCUCUAUAAGCUGUGUUCGGCAAGGCAGAACAAAGAAAGGGCAGUUAGUGCAGGUGCAGUCAGGCCUUUGGUGGGAAUGGUAGCAGAGCAAGGGACCGGAAUGGAGGAGAAGGCGAUGGUUGUUCUUAGUAGCUUGGCAGGAAUUGAGGAAGGCAGGGAAGCUAUUGUUGAAGAUGGUGGGAUUGCGGCACUUGUGGAGGCAAUUGAGGAUGGUUCUACCAAAGGGAAGGAGUUCGCGGUGCUGACACUGUUGCAGUUGUGUUCUGACAGCAUUAGGAAUCGGGGGUUGCUUGUUAGGGAAGGUGGGAUCCCUCCUCUUGUGGCUCUUUCUCAGACCGGGAGCUCAAAGGCUAAGCAUAAGGCUGAAACUCUUCUUCGGUAUCUGAGAGGAUCCAGACAAGAGCCUUUGUGCUCCAGUCCUUAGAGAAGAGAAGUUUAAUUAGUAAUAACUAUACCAAGGUUAUUUAUUUAUUUACUGUAUAGGAAGUGUAUGAAUGGUUUGUACAGUGUGGUACUGAUUGAGUUGUACAAGUACAAAAGACAAAUUGUGGGAGGUUAGUUUGCAAGGGACUGACAUUGAGUUGUAUGAUUUUUACUAGAUUUUGUUUUUUUUGGGGAGGGGGGUUCCCCUCUUAUUAUUGACGUGUUCUCAGGAUUGUCUUGUGGAUUUAGGGCUGAUAAGAUUUGGAUUAUUUUCCUAUGUUUUGUCUAAGUAACCGAAAUUCCGUUGCAUAGAUUGAUUGUAUGAUUUCUGCGUAGUGAAUAUGGAGAUUAGGUUAAUUUGAUGUGAUCUGCAACUGUACGCUUUUGUA
Molecule: messenger RNA, 1787 nt
Organism: Hibiscus syriacus
Lineage: Eukaryota; Viridiplantae; Streptophyta; Magnoliopsida; Malvales; Malvaceae
Product: U-box domain-containing protein 4-like
Exons: 2
Coding region: 32-1399 (455 amino acids)
Cellular component (GO): cytoplasm; nucleus
Molecular function (GO): protein binding
Source: RefSeq, a predicted model, not a curated record